CCUCUUUGAAUUGCAUACCCCCCCUUGGAGUGCCGAAAUAAGUAAUCAAGUAGAGGCCUUUAUUAAGGGGGGGCCGAGGAGCAUCAAGACAUACGUUACUGAGUAUCGGAUGGCUGCUCUCGGCUUCGUGAGAUACUAUUGUCCUGGUGAUGUCGAUGAUGAUCUUUGGCCGAAGAUGGUGGGGUCUUAUGAGCAAGCCGACGGGCCCCGCCUAGGCGUGCCAGCUGAGGCCGAAGGCUUCGAUAUGGAUCGCAUGUCAUUUAUGGCUCGGGCCGCCAGGAAGGCCGAUGCGGAGUUGAAAGCUGCUCAAGCUGCCGAGGCAGCAAAGAAGUCUGCGGGCGGUUCCCAAGGGGGUGUUGAGGCCGCUAAGAAGCCUGUGGCUAAGAAGAGCAGGAGGGCUGCUGAUGAGGGCCAAAAGACUCUGGCCGAAGCGGGGCUAAAACUGAGCCAGGCUUCGAAGAAGACGAAGAGGGCUCCCACGAAUGAAGAGGCCGGCGCCCCCUCAUCUCAGGCUGUUGCGGAUGUUCAGCCGUCGGCGGUCCCUCCUGUGAAUGAUCCCCCUUCGUCGGCCGUUGUGGCCUCGGCUUCUCGAGUUGCUCCCUCUACUGCCGCUGCC
Cuscuta epithymum is the source of this 616-nucleotide messenger RNA. The record is from the annotation of a GenBank genome assembly. NCBI's taxonomy places the organism in Eukaryota, Viridiplantae, Streptophyta, Magnoliopsida, Solanales, Convolvulaceae.